AUCUCAUGUUCUAUCAUUGAGCAGAGGAGUGAUGCACUAUGGUUACUCAGUUGACAAUCAUUCCUUGUCCGAGAGUUCUCUUCAGAAUCUGGAGAAAGUCUAUGAAAAGAACAAGAUCAGACAGCUAAGAGAUGACAGAAGUGCCAUUCAGAAGAAAACGUUCACAAAAUGGAUCAACACAUAUCUUAUUAAGGUAGGACAAGCAGUAGACGAUCUGUACGAAGACCUAUCAGACGGGAACAAGCUGAUAACCUUGCUGGAGAUCUUGACCGGGGAGAGGCUCCCCCGGGAGCGAGGCAAGAUGAGGUUCCACAACCUCCAGAACGUGGAAAACUCUCUUAACCUGCUGAAACGCAAGAAGAUCAGGCUCGUUAACAUCAGGAAUGACGAUAUUGUGGAUGGUAACCCUAAGCUGAUUCUGGGGCUUAUUUGGACCAUCAUUCUGAACUUUGAGAUCUCGCAUGAUCCUGAGGGACAAGCCAGUGCUAAAGCUACACUUAUUGACUGGGCUAAGCGGGCCACCAGAGGGUACAAGGGUGUGGACGUGAGGAACUUUACAUCUAGUUUCAAAAAUGGGAUGGCAUUCAACGCCAUCAUCCACAGAUUUAGGCCAGAUAUCAUUGAUUACGAUGGAUUGAAACCGGAAAACGCAGAGAAGAACCUGGAAAACGCGUUCAGCGUGGCGGAGGAGGAACUGGGAAUACCCAGACUGCUGGACGUUGAGGACUUCAUCCUGGAUGAGCUGGACGAGAAAAGUAUCAUGACUUACCUUUCAGCUUUCAACCGCAUGUACAGUAAGGUACCGUCUGAGGAGGAGUUAGCUGUGAAAGUGUACAGUGACAGAAUUAAUGUCGACGCCAAGAAAAUCUUGAACUGGCUCAAGGCGAACAUUGAUCGUCUGGAGAAGAAGAUUUACAAGAUGGAUCCCGAGAUGUUUGAGAAGUACAAAGCAGACUUGAAGAGGAUAGAGGAUGACGAAAUGCCCGAGAAGAGAGAACUCAAAGAUUACCUGGGAGAUUGUUACAAAAAUCUAAAGUUGGCUGAAGCAGAAGACAUGAUCACCACUGAUAUCACUCAUGAUAAGAUUGAAAACUACUGGGACAUGCUAGAAAAGAGUCUAGCGGACAAGAAGGCUGCAGUGCAGGGGGAGAAGGACAGGAUCAAUGCCCAGAACGAGCUGGCUGAUCGUAUCCAACAGAAAGCUGAACAAGCUGCAGCGAAACUAGAUCAGAUCAAGCAGAUGAUACUCCACCCACCAGAGGAAGUGUGUCUGUCUGAUCUGAUCCAGGAGGCUAAACAACUUCUCUACAACUCCAAUAUGGAGGAAGAUGCACGUGCUAUGUACAGCGGAGUGAGCGCUCUGAUGAAAGAGAACCACCCUCGAGCUGAUGAACUUUCCGCAGAAGUCCAGCUGGUUUCUGACGAGUUGGAUGAAAUAAAAGUCAGACUGGAUACUUUGCACGAGAAUCUGGAGCAGGGGGCUAUUGAUCAGAUUGACAGUAGGAUCAAUGAUCUAAUGACCCAGAUUCAAGCCAAAAACGACCAGCUGAAAGAAGAUGGAUGCGGUGACAAUAUCCAAGGUGCUCUACGGAUCUUAGACAACCUUCUCACCCUGAUGGAUGAGGUAGAUGCCCUCCAGCAGGAUAUCACGGCUGUCAAGGCUGCCGUGGCAGAGAAUCCGAGGGCUGACGUCCGGCAAGAAGCCAAGCUGCAGGACCUGGACUACGAAUACAGUCAACUCAAGUCUAACUGUGUGACUAAAGACCAGGAUAUGAGGGAAGGAGUGGAGUUCCUGGAGGCUAUUGCUGAGUUGUUGAAGUGGGGCAGGGAGCAGAAGGACAGCGAGAUGAAGUUCGAUUGGAGCGAGUAUCAUCCUCUUGAACACCCUUAUGAGAAGUCACUGGUCCAGGGGAUUAGCAAGCAACAGAAGAAGUUCGAUCAGCUUCUCAACCUUGGAAAACAGCUCCUCAAAACCGAGCAUCCUAUGUCUAGAGUUAUUGGGGAGGAGGUUGAAGAGUUGUGUGAGCUAUGGACCUGCCUGAAGGACCUGGCUUGUGUAGCUGAGAAACACAUUCAACACAACAACGACUACGAGCUCUUCUGGAAGAGAUUAAACAAUGCCAACUUGUGGAUCACUCAGAAACGGAACCUCUUGGACACGAGGUACAAUGCCAAGUGUUUGGAUGUGGUUGCUUCUUCCGAGCGACUUCAGGAGUUAGUGGACAUGAAGAAGGACAUUAUUGGCUACGAUCCAAACAUCGUCGAGAUCGCAAACUUGGGCAAUAUUGUGGUUAAUUUGUCGAAGAGAAAGAUGCCUAAGUCAGGUGAAAGAGUACUGGCAUUAUGUCCCUUCAAAAGGGCGGGGCCCAACGGCAACGUCGACCACAGACAUGACAUCAUCUCGCGCGGUGAGGAGUGCCUGUACAUCAGUAGUACCGCAGUGGACUUGUGGAGGAUUAAGAAGGGCUUGUCACCUCCCCCCAAAGUUAACGGACAUCACGGAAAUACCCCGAACAGCAACGGACCCGGCAACUUUAGUUCCGGACUCGUUACAGAAGUUCCAUCGUGUAUCUUCACUACGCUGCCCCCUGACGAGGAGUGCCUUAAUGAGUCAGAAAAGACUGGUUCAGACUAUCAGGCACUAAAGGUAUCAUACGAUCGACAGCGAGGAUACCUAAAACACGUUAUGGUUAAACACGAAUUCUUUAGCAACUGUGAUGUAGUCCUCACUUGGCCCUACGACAAGAACUUUGAAGCAGAGUUGCGGGGAAGAGAGCUAGUGAUAACAAACCUGAAGGAAGCAGGUGAAGGACUGAUUGUGGAGGCGGACAACCACCCCAACAGUGAUAAAACAGACAUACUGGACCGCCAGAAUGCAGCUCUUGACCACUGGGACACCCUGCUUAAAAUGCACCAGAACAAAACUUCAGCUCUGUCAGAUCUAGAGGCUAAAGUUGAGGGUUUUGAUAAGGAUGUGGACGAUGUGGUGGCUAGAUUUGCCGUGGUGGUCAUCACGCCUGAUAAUAUUGGGCCUGCUGAGAAGAGCCUGGAUAAAAUUUUGAAGGACAUUGUUGCGAUGGUGGAUUACGGUGACGAGUUAGAUGAGCGGAUUCACAAGGAAUCUGACGACACAUGUGCUGAGGAUUUCCAGCCUCUUAUCAACAAGCUGUACAGAGUGCAAGUGAAACUGUCUAAAUUCCACCCAACCUGCGAGGCUAAAGCCAGAUGUGUAGGACGUCUUAUGGCGCUGCAGGAUCUGCUCCAAAACGUCAUGGUAACUCUGGAGAACGUGUCGGACACUCUUGCUGACAUGCAUUUGUAUCCUCUGGAGGUCGAAAGGGUCGCUGAGGAUAUCAAGAAAUUGCAGCUGAUAUCAGAAGACUUGGUCGGGGAAGAUGAAAGUAUCAUAGAGAUAGAGAGUAUCCGGGAGGAACUGGAGGUGAUUCUCAAAGAUAGCCCUCUUCUUGUGGAGAUAGGCCACCUACUGGACAAACGUGAUACUAUAUUCAUUGAGAUCGACCAAAGAUCGCAAAUAUUAUCUGGGGAUAGUGAGCCCGGGAUAGCUCACUACGACGUCUCAAUAGCAAGGGCUCUCCACUGGCUAGAGGACGCCGAGGGUAAACUCAGGAAAGAACAGCUACAACCAUCCUUUAAACUUAGAUACCAGCUUCUUACGGUUCUACGGUCGGAUGUGACACUGAAAGUGUGUCUGUUUGAGGACCUCAAAGAGGCGCAAGAGCAAGUCAUCUCGUCUAGUGACGCGUACGAAGUGCUGCUAGAAAACUACAGGAACAAGUUCCCAAUAACUUCCCCCAGCAAGGGGCUUGGAGACACUACAGCCAGGAGCCUCGCUAAGAAGGAGGGGGACGCAGUUCACGAACAGUACUUUAGGAUCAAGGAGGACGUGAACAGACUCGUGCUCGUUAACGAGGAGAGGUACAAGUCGUACGAGAGACUCCAGGAGGAGCUCGAUCUGUUCCUGGGUUGGUGUAACGACACCAAGAACAAGCUCGACAACCCUCCCCAGGUCCUCAUACAGCUCAAGGAAGUUUCCAGACUCAAGGCUCAGCGUCAGGAGAUGGUGGAUGAGAUGGUGGAUGAGAUGGUGGAUGAGAUGGUGGAUGAGAUGGUGGAUGAUGUUACAGAGAAGGGAAAUGAGCUACAGGAACUGAGGGACGGUGUGUCGGACUACGUCACUAAGAGCAGCGAAACGAAGACGGAGGAGACGGCGGGAGUGAAAGAGAAACUGAAACUCGUCCAGGAGGAGUAUACCAUCAUACUUAGAGCUGCAAAGAAUGCGUCUCAAGACUUGCAGGAGACGAUGGACAGGGUUGAGAAGGUUGUGUACUGGUACAAUUGUCUACAGCAGUACCUAAAGAACAGUAGGAAGAGGCUGGAGAUAUUGGAUCCUGUUGCUACUGAUGUGGUGGAGGUCGCCAAGCAGCUCAAACAUUGCAAGGCAAUCACAACAGAACUGGAGAGUAAGGAAGAACUGAUAGAGGAGAUGAUGAAGGAGAGCGAGUAUCUGCUAUCUCUUGCUGAUAACGAUCAUCUGUAUGUUAUCCCGCUGAUCUGGGAGAUAAGAUCCCAAGAAAAACGCCUCGAACGAACGUACACUAAAAUCCGAAAACUCGAGGCUGCAUUGGAUAAGAUCUUGCGAUGGCAGAACGAAAAGGAGAAGGAGCUGGCUGCCGCACCUCCCAUCUCAUCUGAACCCCACAUUAUAAAGGAGCAACUGGAGCAGAUCAAAUCUCUGCGAGCAAUUGUGGACGGGUGUGAGAGUCACAUAACAACGGCUAACGAGCUCGCCAGAAGUCUUAUCAACAAGGCUAAGAUGGGUGCAGAUUCCAUGCCUCCUCUCAAGCAGAAGUUGGAGAAGAUUAACGAGGGCUGGAAGAGGAUGAACGACACUAUUACUCAGAGACUCUACGAUCUGGAGUCUGCGUUGAAGAAGUGCCAGGGAAUUGAGAAGGCCCUGGAGGAUAUCAAGAGGUGGCUGGACGAGAAAGAAGCUCAGUUGAAUGUUAAAGACCCUCUGCUAUCACUGAUGAGGGGUUGCAAGAACAACUCUCUAAAUACACUGUCAGUAUCUGUUUUAUCCCUACUUUGA
Molecule: messenger RNA, 5110 nt
Organism: Bolinopsis microptera
Lineage: Eukaryota; Metazoa; Ctenophora; Tentaculata; Lobata; Bolinopsidae
Product: plectin-like
Exons: 33
Coding region: 32-5110 (1692 amino acids)
Biological process (GO): actin cytoskeleton organization
Cellular component (GO): cell junction; cortical actin cytoskeleton; cell projection
Molecular function (GO): actin filament binding
Source: RefSeq, a predicted model, not a curated record